This is a messenger RNA of Rhipicephalus sanguineus (brown dog tick), 592 nucleotides long. RefSeq lists its product as uncharacterized. The transcript has 4 exons. The record is from RefSeq and is a predicted model, not a curated record. NCBI's taxonomy places the organism in Eukaryota, Metazoa, Arthropoda, Arachnida, Ixodida, Ixodidae. The coding region runs from base 12 to 368 and encodes 118 amino acids.
ACGUGCCAGAUAUGUUCAUGAAGUCCAACGGCGAAGUCGUCAAGACAAAGGAUUGCCGAGAUGAAAUUAGGGCACACGCCUGCGAUGGAGUUGAUUUCGUGUGGCUCGGUACAGCGCGUAACAAAACGCACAAAGACGGUUUCAUCGCUGCUCGGUUCUUGAUCGAGAAAGUGCUAAAACCAGGCAUCGAGUCGGACGAAGAACUUACAGACAAGGAACGCGAGAUCAAGGCUCGCGAUCAUUGUGAAUCCUUCAGCAUAAAGGAUGGCGGCAAGUACAUCAUUAUGGGCAUGGACCCCAAGUACAAGGAGAAGGAUGACUUCGGACAAGAACACUACGUCUACGUGAUAGACAGUGACUUGUCGUAAUCGACCGCUCAUUGAAGAGGAGGGGCGCCAAAAGACUGAAGAGUACAAAGCAAGGACUGCAGGGACAAAAAGCGGCAGAAGAUCCGGAUAGCGAGCCUUGUGACUGGGAUAAGCUUGUCGCUUGGUUCGUCCAGCAAUUCUCCAACGAGGACACGCGCUGCUACACCUAAGCACUCCUUGCUCUCACGCGGUUUUUGUUUUUUGUUUUUUAUUUGUCAGGCCGC